CUAUCUAUCGGAGGUGUUAUCAUGGUGAAGUCGCACGAUCUGGUGCUAAGAAUAGUCCCUCGGCCAGAUAGUAGUAUCUGCUUUUUAGGACUCCCAAAAUAUAUUAAUUAAACUUUUUCAAAGAUAUUCCCGUCUCCAACUUGACGAUAUACAUUUGGGCAAUGCACCUGGCAUUAUUCAAAUUAAUUAAAUUUCGUAACACCAGAGAAUGGAGGACUAUAAAAGUUGACUGUUGGCGGGGAGAUAUUACUUAGUAUCACUCGUAUAUCCAGCAAGAUGGUCAGUUUUGAAGAAGCCGCCGAGCUCGCCAAGAACUUCUCCAAGAAGCCCACCGACUCCGAGUUCCUGGAGUUCUACGGUCUCUUCAAGCAGGCCACCGUUGGCGAUGUGAACAUCGAUAAGCCCGGCAUCCUGGAUCUCAAGAAGAAGGCCAUGUACGAGGCCUGGAGCUCCAACAAGGGUCUGUCCAAGGAGGCUGCCAAGGAGGCCUACAUCAAGGUGUAUGAGAAGUACGCCCCCAAGUACGCGUAAAGCCUAGUUUUUGGAUUAUACUCCAUCAUCUGUUAAAUAAACUCGAAAUCUU
Messenger RNA from Drosophila serrata, 583 nucleotides. RefSeq names its product Acyl-CoA binding protein 4 (gene Acbp4). Gene Ontology annotation, biological process: fatty acid metabolic process. The record is from RefSeq and is a predicted model, not a curated record. Gene Ontology annotation, molecular function: fatty-acyl-CoA binding. Lineage: Eukaryota; Metazoa; Arthropoda; Insecta; Diptera; Drosophilidae.